This is a messenger RNA of Zonotrichia albicollis (white-throated sparrow), 6179 nucleotides long. It is a transcript of the gene ITPRID2, whose product is annotated as ITPR interacting domain containing 2. Gene Ontology annotation, molecular function: signaling receptor binding. The record is from RefSeq and is a predicted model, not a curated record. NCBI's taxonomy places the organism in Eukaryota, Metazoa, Chordata, Aves, Passeriformes, Passerellidae.
GAUUAUGACUCUUUUUCUAGCAAAGAAAAUUAUACUCAGUCAUCUGAUUUUUAUUUUGAAGGACAGCAUUGGCUAGAAAAGCAGGAUGAAGCACACAAAAAUGCAGGAAGAUUCACUUUUUGAAGUUAUUUAGACUAUUGCUAGCGUUAAACACUCUGAGUGUCUGACCCAAAGGCCAGAGGCAGUCCUGAAUUUGCUUCUGCCCUCUCAUUUUAAUACCCAUGAUGACCAGACAGCCUGGAGCACUUACCAAGGCUGUGAGAAAAUGAUUUCUCCUACUUGCUCUUCUUGUCCAUGGGUUACUCUUGGCAGCCAUGCAUGCCCCACUUCCACUGAAUCCCUUGGGAGUGGCUGUGCAAGCUUCUGAAAGGAGGAGUGAAAUUCUGUCAGCCACGAGGCAAACCCAUUAAGAGCCAAGUGCUUUUAAAAGUGAAAAGCACCAAAGCUGAGUAAGUAUUUCGGAUCAACCACAAUAUACACUCUUCUGUUGCUAGCUGCUUGCCUUUUCUUUCUCUUCCCUUUUUUAAGGGGAAGGAGAUGUGGCUGUUCCCCAUGGACUUUGUAUAAAAGGCUUCUAGCCUUGAUGUUGAUCAUAGAUCAGAGGUGUCCAUAAACCAGCUAGCAAAAGCACUGUGGAUUCUGUUCUAACAGAAGCAUCUUGUAAAAUAGCAAAAAAAAAAUUCUCACAAACCAUGUCCUGGGGUUAUCUGUCAGACAGAGGAUAUAAGACAUUAUCUGCUUUCAGUGUUUAGAAACAAAAAGGCACAAUUCCCAGUUUAGCUUUUAAUGUUUUUGAAUUACAGCUUUUGCUAAGUGGCAGAACUGAUGUAGUAGAAAGCCCUUUCCUUCCAUGUUAGUCUUGCCAAUAGUGUCAGAGUAGUGGGACAAGGCCUGGAGGAAGGAAAUAUCUUUAAUUUUUAAAGAUUUAAGACUUCUAAGGGAAAAAAGUUUAUCUGGUAAUGAUCUUGAUCUGAUAAUGAUGGAAAAGCAGUAAAUGAGUCUCCUAUUGCAAUAGAUUAAAUAGGAUUAAAUUUUCCUAUUGACAAUCUUUUUUACUUUUUAGAUUGCCUGCAGCACAAAGAUUUCAUAGAAAAAGUUUCUGUGUAAUGAUAAUCCAAGGGUCUGGGCUUAUGACCAAGAACACAAGAAUCAGUGGAUUUUAGUACAUCAUGUCACUUUUUUCUUUUCAGUUUUUCUCCUUAUAAUUUCUAAGGACUGCUGGUUUUUGUGGGUCUUUAGCAUGAUUUAGCUUGUUCAGAUGAAAAGAUCCCAGUACUAGAACUGCUGGUUGAUUUUUCUGGCUAAUGAUGUGGAUGUUUCUGCUGGUCUUUGCUUCCCAUCCGAGAACAAGGGGACAACAGAGCUGCUUGGAGCAGGGCUGUGUGCCCUGCCAGACAGACGUCCCUUUGAGGCUGGGAUGAAUGGCCUGCCCUUGUGCAGCCACGACUGCCUGAGUCCAGAUGCAAGGCAGAGUGCUGUGUGAAUGGUACAGAGGGCAUUGGGCAGGACCUGUAACCCCAGUCCGCUGCUGAGCUGGUAAAACCCAUGGUUCAGCUGUUCAACUUAGUCACUGGAUAAUCCUUACAGCUAAUCAACUACGGAAUGAUGCCCAAACAGAAACAUGCAAUGGUGUACUGGCAAAGGACAGGAGGCUGCAGUUCCAUCAAAAGGGGAGAAGUAUGAACUCCACCGGCUCUGGAAAAAGCAGCGCGACUGUUUCAAGUGUUUCUGAAUUACUGGAGCUUUAUGAGGAAGAUCCUGAAGAAGUGCUCUAUAACCUUGGGUUUGGGAGAGAUGAACCAGAUAUUGCUUCAAAAAUUCCAGCGAGAUUUUUUAAUUCAUCGUCGUUUGCCAGAGGGAUAGAUAUCAAAGUGUUUUUGAAUGCCCAAAUACAGCGCAUGGAAGUGGAAAAUCCAAGUUUUGCUUUAACAAGUCGUUUUCGUCAGAUUGAAGUGCUUACUACUGUGGCCAAUGCUUUUUCUUCUUUGUAUUCUCAAGUCUCUGGGACUCCUUUGCAGAAAAUUGGUAGUAUGAAUUCAGUGUCUUCCAGCAAAGAAGCAUCCAGCCCUCCCCCUUUGAAUCGCAGCAACACAGCCAGUCGGUUAAUGAAGACCUUGUCAAAACUCAAUCUGUGUGGCACACAGCAAGCUGAUGGCAGCAGCUCCUCCAGUCCUUCACCUGUUGAAAAAGGGAAAAGUCCAGCUGAAGUAGGGAGUGAGGAGAAUGAUGUAAAAAGUGAAUCUAAAUUGCCAAAAUAUCCUAAAAAGAAAGACUGUCCCUCUUUUUUGGCUCCUGUAAAGGAGGAGAUAGCCGGCAGUCAGACAAAGGCUGCAAGAGCAGAGAGACCCACGCACCUCCCUGCUGUGGCUGACGGAGCACAGGAGGGUUCUGUGCCUCCAGCAGACGGGCAGGGUGGCAGGCUGGCAACUGCCCAGGAUAGACCAUGCGAAGAACCUGGGCUUUUGGACUCUCCAGGCCUCAGCAGCAGCUCCAGCACCUCUGAGAGCAGUGUCCUGACACAGAGACUGUGCACAGCAUCGCCAGCGAGAGACCCCUGCGCUCCCCUCGCAAACCCGUCCGUCGUGAGCCUAAUGCUGCAGCAGAAGGACUCCUUUGAGAUGGAGGAGAUCCAGAGUACAGAGGGGGAUCUACCUCACGUUUCAGCUACACAUCAGCUAGCAGUGACCAAGUCAAGGAAAGAUCAGCUCUUAAGGACAGCAAGUCAGCACUCUGACAGCAGUGGCUUUGCUGAGGACUCUACAGACUGUUCUCCAUUCAAUCAGCUUCAGGUUCAGGAGUCUUUGCAGGGCAUGGGAAGCAGUGCUGACAGCUGUGACAGUGAAACAACUGUGACAUCGCACAGUGAGGAACAGAAGACACCGAUAACCAAGGAACUGCCCUGUUUUGAUAAGUUUGAGGAGGAGGAGGAGGAAGAUGAUGAGGAGGAGGAUUAUGAUGAUGAUGAAGAGGAUAUUAUCUCUCAAGUAGAGAGACGAAAAUCUUCUGAUAGCAGAAGGAGUGAAGACAGAAAAAUUAGUGACUGUAAAACUGAACAAAAUCAAGGACAAGAAAGCAAGUCAUCUCAUAUAUCAGAGACAGUCCAAGGAGAGGUCAGCUCCAAAGAGGAAGACAUUUCCAGUGAGCACAAAGAAUCAGACCUGCUGGAGGAAGGCAGCGUGUUUGAGUUUCCUCAGUAUCACACACACCAUAUCCUCAAGUCGAUGCAGUCUCUGGAAGGUGAUGGUUCCUCCACAUCAUCUGUGGACAGAGUUCAGGUUGCCUUGCAAAGAGCUGAGAUGAGGAUCAUCAACUCACCUGACUCCAAGGCCAGGUGCACUCUGCUUAAGUCAAAAGAUCUUCUGAGGAAGCAGAGACUCUGGUUUGCUGAAUCGGGCUAUCCUCUAAGGCGGUCUCAGUCUCUCCCAACUGCAUUGCUGAAUCCAGUGAAAGUGGUGUCCUCUGUGAAUGUUCAGUUAUCUCCAGGAAAAGAGACUCUCUGCAGUCCUCCUUCCUUCACCUACAAGUACACACAGGUGGAGGAAGACAAGGAAGCAUCAUCUGAGAAUGACAGAAGUGAGGAGGAGGCAGCCUCCGGCCAUCCUGUGUGCAAAUCCACACUGUUUAUUGCGCCUUCAUCCUCCAAGAAAGAGGUGCCCCAGGCAGGGCCCAGCAGGCUGUCUGAGGAUCUCAGUCCCACCAGGGUACAGAGCUGCCCCCUGCACAUGCCAGCAGCCAUGUCCCGCUCCACGUGCUCUCUCCAUUCCCUCCCCACGGAGUGGCAGGACCGGCCGCUGUGCGAGCACAUGAGGACGCUCAGCACCCACAGCAUCCCAAGCAUCUCUGGCUCUUCCUUCAGUGCCAUGCUUUCCCCCUUCAGCUGCCCCUUCUUUCCAAGGCAUGGAGUUCCUCAUCGUCCUCCUGCCAUGAACCCACCCUCCACUGUGGAGAUGCAGCUCCGCAGGGUCCUCCAUGACAUCAGAAACUCUCUGCAGAACCUCUCACAGUACCCAGUGAUGAGGGGACAGGAUUUUUCAGCUGCCACUGGUUACACUACUCAGAAAUCAUCCAUUCUACCUCUCUACGAGAAUACUUUCCAGGAGCUACAAGUGGUGAGGAGAAAUCUAAAUUUAUUCAGAACCCAAAUGAUGGAUUUGGAAUUGACUAUGUUGCGUCAACAGACCACAGUUUAUCAGCACAUGACAGAGGAGGAAAGAUUCGAAGCUGACCAGCUGCAGAGCCUGAGGAAGUCUGUCCGCAUGGAGCUGCAGGAGUUGGAGAUGCAGCUGGAAGAACGUCUGCUUGCCUUGGAGGACCAGCUCAGAAGUCUGCACAUGUCUUCACCUUACAGACCUCAGGCACACAUAGGUAUGUAUGGAAGCAGAAGUGCUGAUAAUCUGUCAUGUCCUUCUCCACUGAACGUCAUUGAACCAGUCUCUGAGCUUAUUCGAGAGCAGUCAUUUCUGAAGUCUGAACUGGGUUUAGGACUGGGAGAGCUUGGACUGGAAACUCUCCCAGCAGAGGGUGCAGAGUCGGUAUUCUCCCAUGGAAACUCGGAUUCCUCUUCAGUGUGCUCUGGUCACACAGGUAGAAGAGCCAGGAGUCAAAGCAAGAAGUUGUACCGAGCCUCUGUUGCCUUAACACCAACUCCCCCCCUGAGAGCAGGCGCUGGACAGCCAGUGGAAAGCUCUGAGGAGCUUGCAGACUCCAAGCCAGAGGUGGAGCACAAACUUGAAAAAAUCCCUCUCAUGCCUUCAGCUGAUGAAAUCCACAAAGCAGUGGAGCAGGAGGAGCUACAGCAAGUCAUACGGGAGAUCAAGGAAUCUAUUGUUGGUGAAAUAAGAAGAGAAAUAGUAAGUGGAUUGUUAGCAGCUGUAUCGCCCCAAAGCAGAUCUGCAACUGCAAAACAAGAUACACAGCCGUGAAACUGGUACUACAGGUUGGAUGUAGUUGGAAGUGCUGUGGGAUUCUGCUCUGGGCAGCACCCAGUGGUGGAAGUGCCAAGUUGGUUUUGCUUCAGGAAGUGUUAAAGCUGCUGAGAUGGGCUACUGUGUUUGGCGCUGGGUUCUCCGAUGUGGACCUUUCCUUGAGUUCAUCUGUAAGGACUUAGACACUUUAACAUUACUUUCCUUAAAGCAUCAGCAAAAUUGUGUCACUCUGAAAGGUUUUGUAUUUAUUUGUAUGUCCCUGUUGUAAAUUUUUAUGUAGCUAAUUUCUUUGUCUAAUGAUGCAUCAUGAAACUUGAAGAUUUCCACACAUAACCAAUUUAUAAAUAACAUGUACACAUUCAGCCUAGCUUUUUUUAAAAAAAAUAGAAAAAACCCACAACAACCCCUCCCAAAACACUGACCUCUAUGAGGUAUUUAUUGUGCAAUAACUGAUCCACUUUAUGAGCUUGAAAUAACCAAUAAUGGUUUCCACUGCUGUUACUUAGUGCCACUUCAAAAGAAAGAAACAACCCUGUUACACAAAUUGCUGUUAAUUCUUGAGGUGGUUACUAUUAGCAAAGUGGUAGAAUGACAUGAGGUUACUCUUAAAACUACUUAAAGUUCUGACACUGAAAGCCUUAUCUUUGUGUAGAAGACAACUUUUAACUAAUUUUAUUUGCUUCCUUGCUGUUUGCUCAUCCCUUUAUAGGAAAGUGCCUUAUUUAAGCACUGGGGUGUUGUUGUUUUUUUUGGUGUUGACUACUUGCAGUCAUACCAAGAGAAGGAAGUUCUGCUUCAUAUUAACCAAAAUGCAAUAAAAAUGCUAUCUUCUGAAAGCAAUUAGGAUUUGCAACUUGGAAUGCACGAAUGACCUUGCUUAUAUUAUGGGGAAAAUGGAAAAAAUCUCUUUUCCUUCUCCAUCCCUCACAGAGUGUAUUUUCAGUCAGCCUGGUGAAUAUCUGAGUGUUCCAAUGGAGAAAAUUGGAAGUCAUUGGAGUUUUUAUGUGGUCAAAUAGACAUUCAGUGGAUAUGUAAUAUUCCUUUUGGCUGUGCGUGAACUCUCUUUACUCCUUUGCCUUUUCCAUCUACUAAAACUCUUCACAGUAUGUCAAGGUCUUUAAUCAAAAAUAGUUUCAAAUAUUACAAUAUUAUAUGAAAAAGUUUAUAAAAUUUUAAAUUGUGUUAGGAAGACACACAAGGGCUGAUUUCUUUAAAAAACUGUAUAUUAAACCAAUAAAAUAUUUAUUUUGCCUA